AUUUCUGCUGAUGCCGAUUUUGCCUCACUGCCAUUGUAUUCUUCUGUCUCUUCUCCUUCUUCUGCGUUACUCGCUUCCACUGUGUCAUCUUCUUCUGCGCAGAGAAGCCUUCUUCACAAACAACCAUCCCAAAUGCCUUUAAAGAAUGAGCGUAACGCUUAUUCAAAUUCAAAUAAAACUCCUGCCAAAUUAAGCUUAAAAGCUUUAACCAAAAAAGAGCACCAAAGAAUACAUGUGGCCCACAAGCUGCAACACAAAGAAGUCAAGACACAUAGGGAAAGUCAACACAAGCCAAGAUCCCAUACCAGGGAUAGCUACUCGCACUCACACGAGGAGGAAAGAGUCAAGCAUGUAGUUCGAACGCGUCGCGAAACUGAAGAAUCAGAGAGUAGGCAAAGUGCCGAAGAUCAUUCAAUUGUUGCCCUCGAAGAAGGGAGUGUCUCAACAACAACGGGGAAUUUUGAGGGCACUACUCCAUCAAGGGUUAGCAUUGUGGAGCAACCUAGAGUUUUGUAUUUAAAUCAAACUUUAGUGACAAGUUCUUUAACCUCGACACCAUCUACUUCGCCACUACCAUCAACAGCUCAGAGCUUGCUACCCUCACCGGCUCCUUUGAAAUCAAAACGCUCUCACACAAAUGUGCGCGUACCGGUUGAGGUUUUAAAUACCCCCAAAGAAGCCAUGGUUAUUAUAGAUGAGGUCGAGGAGUAUGAAGGUGCAGCAGAGCGUCAACAUGAAUAUGCCCAAAUGGGUGUCAUAGGUGGACCUGAUGAUAAAAGUGAUGAGUAUUCACAUGACGAAGAGCCCCGAAUGUUACCGCUACGACCGAUUUUGCCAAAUCCCUAUGAUGCCGAAGAAAUGUCGGUAGUUUAUGCAGAGCAACAUUCCGAGAUACGGCUGAUGUGUGAGGUUGAUUUAGACAUAGCCUCAAGUAUGUGGUACAAAAAUGGUCAGGUUGUACAUGCCAUGGACCGAACCACCCGAGUGACUGAUUAUCGUUUCAUUAAGGAGGCAAAUGGUGCUUUAACCAUAACCAAUGUUAUGCUCGAAGAUGAUGGCAAAUGGCAGUGUGAGGCUGAGAAUACCAGGCAUUAUACGGAAAAUGCCAGACCGGUUAAAUUGGUGGUUUUAGAUCGGCCCAAACCACCCUACUUACUAAUCGACGGUCGUCGGCUGGAUGCUGGAAAUAUAUUUGUACCCGUCAAAGAGAACUCGGAAUUGAAUUUGGCUUGUGUCAGUGAAGGUGGUAAUCCUAGACCCACACUCACAUGGGAAGUUCUGUUAAGUCCUGGUGUAGAUCGACAUGCUCAAAAGGUUUCAGCUGAAGUCUUGGAACUGGAAGAAAUAAAAAAUGAAAAGGAUAAAAAUUCAUACAAAAUUAAUAGCGGUGCCAAAAGUGAAGCUCGUCUGCCUGCCGUUUUCCGGGCUCAUCAUAAUGCACGCAUUCUAUGCGUUAUGGAGCAUCCCACAUUGAAAAUUCGACAAAACGCUUCGCUGCUAUUGGAUGUUCAAUAUACACCCUCCUUUGCCAUAUCACGUACCCCAGGUUUCGGUUAUCCCUUGCGUGAAGGCAUUGAGGUAUCAUUGAAGUGCGAUGUCGACUCGAACCCACCAAGUACACCACGUUGGCAGAAGGAUGAUGGUGAACCACCGGUCCCUCAAACUGGUGAUGGUUUCCUUAAUUUUACCUCCAUCAGACGAGAACAUUCUGGCUGGUACAAGUGUACAUCGCGACAUUUAAACUAUCAAUAUUCAUCGAUUGGUUAUUAUCUAAGCGUAAGAUAUGAUUCUGUGGAUGUUACCUCCGAACCUGAUGACCAGGAUAUCUCGGUUGCCGCAGCCUCACAUAACCCCAAUAAGGGACAACUAGAAGUUCAGUUAGGUGGAGCUGUGACACUCCAAUGCCCUCAAGGUUCCUUGGGCUGUUGGUCCCAUUUGGAUCCGGUGACUGCACGUUUAAGAGGUUUAGGUCAUGGCCUGUCUUUGCCCACAGGGCAGGUCUCGCUCAAAGAUGUGGUCUAUCAAGAUGCCGGCACCUACAAAUGUAUCGGCCAAUCGCCCCAGAACAAAAAGAAAUUGGAAGUUUUACAAACUGUUGGCGUCACUGUAAAAGGCCAUCCCACUGUUGUAGCACGCAAUACCACACCAGUUGCUUAUCCUGGCUCACCUUUACAUCUCUCAGUUGAAUUUUGUGCCAAUCCACCGGCGCAUGCAGCACGUUGGCUGCAUGGUGAUCGGGUAUAUACACCGGGUAACCAAUAUGGCAACACUGUGUUGGCUUAUGGAUUUACGGACUUACCCACCCCCUUUUGCAAAGAAGCCCGCCUAACAUAUGUCAGCAUGCAUGAACGAGUUCCUCGUACUUUUUACUUCAUAGUCUCUUCACCAGGUGGUGUAGCGGAAGCUGUUAUAAAAGUGAAUUUCACCCUACGCUAUCGUUCGCUCUCCAAUGUCAUUGACGAGGAGGAAGAGGAGCUAAGCGAACCGGAAGAAAUACAUUUUCCGGUUUUCGGUUCUUCCGCCAAUGCAAUGGAGCUAAGCCAAAACUUUUUGUGGUUAAUAGCCCUGUUAUGGUUAAGAUAUAAAUUUUAAAGGAAAUCAUUAGACAACAACAACAAUGAAAUUGUGUUUGUAAUUGUAAUAAUUUUUGUAAAAAUUUUGGUUUUUCUAUUCAUUAUGUUUAAAUGCCCUAACCCUUUUAUAUAUAUAUAUAUAUA
Molecule: messenger RNA, 2717 nt
Organism: Stomoxys calcitrans (stable fly)
Lineage: Eukaryota; Metazoa; Arthropoda; Insecta; Diptera; Muscidae
Gene: tei
Exons: 10
Coding region: 133-2592 (819 amino acids)
Biological process (GO): cell-cell adhesion
Cellular component (GO): cell-cell junction
Molecular function (GO): cell adhesion molecule binding
Source: RefSeq, a predicted model, not a curated record